CUUGAGAGUGAAGACUGCCAUGACUACCAUCUGAUGGCAAGAGAUAUAUCAAAGGAUGGCCUCAACAGCUUAUGCAGGUAUGCUCUCGCUGCCUAACAUCACCAUACCGUCAAUUACGAACACCAUACGAAGCAGCGUCGUCUGUUUCCGCGGCCUCCGGAGCGUGGUUAGACUUGUGGUUUCGAGAUGAAACCAGCCUUGGCUGGUGGACUGUUAAUGACAGCACCAGAAACUAUCAUUUCUGUCCAAUCCACCAUUCCUCAUCCAGAUAGCGUAUCAUUGAGACGAUAUUGCUACAAUCCGCUCAUACGCUUGAACGGUACAAGGUUCUUCGACAUUCCGAGAGUGAAAGCAUGCUGUAAAUUGUGGUCAAGAGAGACACCCUGGCUCAGCUGUGGUUGUGUAUUCCCUCGCCCAGAAGAGGUGAGUGGACACGGCAGUCUUGUAGUCUAAAAAAACUGGUAGAGCGUCGCUUCUUGGCACAGUCGCAUUGUAAACUCGGAACUGCGAUUCAUGAAAUAUGACGUGAUUAAUUGUCUGGUGAUUGAAGACUACCAAGUCAUAAGCUACGUAUGAGCCGGAUCGACAUCAAGCCAGCAAGCAGAAUCUGUCUCGAGCAAUGCAAAUCUGUCUCAAGCAACGCAAGCAAAUUUGUAUCGAUCAACGAGCUAAGAGGUCCA
Aureobasidium subglaciale EXF-2481 is the source of this 680-nucleotide messenger RNA. RefSeq lists its product as uncharacterized. Lineage: Eukaryota; Fungi; Ascomycota; Dothideomycetes; Dothideales; Saccotheciaceae. The transcript is spliced from 2 exons. The record is from RefSeq and is a predicted model, not a curated record. Bases 187 to 453 code for a protein of 88 amino acids.